AGCAACAAAAUGAUAAUCAAACAAAAUUGGCUGGAAGAAAUUCGACCAAUAUGAACAAAAAAAAUCGAAUUAGAUAUGGAUUUACAUCAUUAUCCGAUAAGAGCGAUACAUAUGUUCGUGGAAUGUUGGGCGUAUUACCACCACCACCACCACCUGCUAAUGAAAGUCAAUCAUCAUCAUCAUCAUCUAAACGACGUGAAAAACGUUUGACUGGCAAUGAUCAACAAUGUCAACCAUCGCUGCGAUCAUUACCCGAUUCAUUUGAUUGGCGUGAUCAUCAAGCGGUAACACCAGCUAAAAAUCAAGGCCAAUGUGGUAGCUGUUGGACAUUUGCCACUGCUGGAUCGAUUGAAUCUGCAUAUUUAAUAAAAAAUCGUACCACGAAUCAACAAUUUGAUUUAAGUGAACAACAAAUGGUUGAUUGUGCAAGUGGUCCUAGAUCUGGUUGUCAAGGUGGUACAUCAUAUCAGGCAUUUAACUAUGUAAAAGAUAAUGGCUUAACAUCUGAACAAUAUGAACCAUACAGGGCAAGAGAUUCAUUUUGUUUUCCAUAUUUUGAUCCAGUAAUAGCCGAAAUUGAUAAUUAUUGUUUACGAAGUCGUCAACGUUAUACACGAUCAUUUCAAACUGAACAAUUGAAUGAUGAUGAUAUUCAACGUGCUUUGGUUGCAUUUGGUCCAUUAUAUACGGCAAUUAAUGCUGAUCCAAUUUCAACGAAAAAUUAUCGUUCCGGUAUAUUUAACGAUAGUUCGUGUCCAGAACAAAUUAAUCAUGCCGUUCUGUUGGUCGGUUAUACACCGGAUGCAUGGAUUAUUAAAAAUAGUUGGGGCAAAUCAUGGGGUGAACAACAUGGUUAUUUUCGUUUAGCACGAGGUUUUAAUCGUUGUGGUAUCAAUACCGAAAUUGCAUAUCCAUUAUUGAAUAACAAUGAUAAAUGAUCGUCCGUCAUAAUCGAUUGUAUUAACAAUCGAUUAUGAAAAUCAUCAUCAUCAUUGACUUCUUAAUGUAUUUUUUUUU
Messenger RNA from Dermatophagoides farinae (American house dust mite), 1017 nucleotides. The record is from RefSeq and is a predicted model, not a curated record. Lineage: Eukaryota; Metazoa; Arthropoda; Arachnida; Sarcoptiformes; Pyroglyphidae.